This is a messenger RNA of Linnemannia hyalina, 1059 nucleotides long. The record is from the annotation of a GenBank genome assembly. Lineage: Eukaryota; Fungi; Mortierellomycota; Mortierellomycetes; Mortierellales; Mortierellaceae.
AUGGUCCCCGAGAAGAAGAACUUCAGUCACAACGACCUGGAUACCCUCCGCUCCAGAGUCAUCGUCGAGCGGGACCGUGUCACUAGCACGGCUUCGACUGACUUUCCUCACAACUAUCCUGGACAGGACUUGGCAUGGGACUUUGAAAAGUUCAAGGAGUCCUUCAAGUUGAAGAUCAACAAGUUGUCAAAGACGGAAAUGGAGUUUGAUAUGAUCGGGAUCGACGCCGCGGUCGCCAACGCCUUCCGCCGCAUUUUGAUUGCCGAAGUCCCCACGAUGGCGGUUUCGAACGUCUUUAUUAUGAACAACACCUCGAUUGUGGUUGACGAAGUCCUUGCACACCGUCUGGGCCUUGUCCCCAUCUUGGCCGACCCCACCAAAUUCGACUUCAAGGGCAAGGAGGAAACACCUACGGAUCUCAACACCAUCGUCUUCAAACUCCAGGUUACUUGCAGACGCAACCCCAACGCUGCCGAGGGCGAGACCGACCCCCUCAAGAAGUACAUUCAUGCCAACGUCUACUCGGGUGAUAUGAAGUGGUCCCCUCAGGGAGAUCAGGCCGAGCGGUUCAAGGAGUGCCCUAUCAAGCCCGUCUUUGAUGAUAUUGUGGUCACCAAGCUGCGCCCCGGUCAGGAAGUCGAUAUUGAGAUCCAUUGUGAGAAGGGAUUGGGUCAGGAUCACGCCAAGUGGUCGCCUGUUGCAACGGCAUCGUACCGUCUGAUGCCCGAGAUUCUGAUCAAUGGCGAGAUUACUGGCGAGGCUGCUGUUCGGUUCCAGAAGUGCUUCCCCGAGGGAGUGGUUGAUGUUGUGAAAGAGAACGGCGUCAAGAAGGCUGUUGUGGUGAACCCAAGGAAGGAUACCGUCUCGAGAGAGGUUUUGCGCCACGCAGAGUUUGAGAACAAGGUCAAGUUGACCCGUGUCCGCGAUCACUUUAUCUUCAGUAUCGAGUCCGUUGGAGCGAUCGAGCCUCAGGAUCUCUUUGUUCAGGCGGUUAAGGUUCUUAUGGACAAGACAGGCACUGUGAAGCGCAGUCUUCAGAGCACCUUGCAGGCUGAAUAA